Messenger RNA from Anopheles stephensi (Asian malaria mosquito), 1991 nucleotides. Its product is annotated as UDP-glycosyltransferase UGT4-like. Lineage: Eukaryota; Metazoa; Arthropoda; Insecta; Diptera; Culicidae. Gene Ontology annotation, molecular function: UDP-glycosyltransferase activity. The transcript is spliced from 5 exons. The record is from RefSeq and is a predicted model, not a curated record. The coding region runs from base 77 to 1648 and encodes 523 amino acids.
UCAGUCUAACGAUGACCGUGCUGUGAUUAAGAUCAAUUGAAGUUUGGGUCCGUAUUUUUGGUGGUGGUAAAGCAAAAUGAAACCUCUCGGUACGGUGGCGUUCCUGUGGUUCGCGUUCAUGAUCGCGCCCGAGCUGGUCGAACCGGCCAAAAUUCUUAGCGUCUUUCCCACCAUGUCCAAAUCGCACUGGAUACUUGGUUCAUCGCUUAUGAAAGAGUUGGCCCAGGACGGGCACGAGGUCACAGUGAUAAGUCCGUUCCCGUUGAAAAAUGCGCCCAAGACUUAUCGCCAUGUGAAUGUGGAGUACAGCACUCGGAUGUUUGAAGAAAUCAUGGACGAAGUGUUUGACAAGAUCGAUGACAGCAUCGUGGAGAAAAUGUUGGAACUGGGCCGAUUUGUGCGUGAAAUAACCAACACCACCCUGGGAUCGCCCGAGGUGCAAGCUCUGCUCCAGUCGGACGAAACGUUCGAUCUGCUCGUGCUGGAAAUAUUCCUAGACGAUGCGUUUCUUGGGUUUGCCGAUCGGUUCAACUGUCCGGUGGUGGGAAUGUCCACGUUUGGCGUCUCGUCGUGGGUGAACUCGCUUACCGGCUCCCCGCAGCCCCUAUCGUACGUACCGCAUCCGAUGUCGAGCUUCACUGAUAAGAUGAACUUCUGGCAGCGGCUCGGUAACGUGCUGUUCACUGCCUUCGAUGAAACGCUGCUCAAGGUCAUGUGUGAUCCGAUACACCGGGAGCAUUACGCACGGUACUUCCCCAACGCUUCCCGGUCGCUGGACGAGAUGCGGCGGCACGGCGUCACGCUCGUGCUGGUCAACAGUCACUUCAGCUUAAGCUUCCCGCGCCCGUACCUGCCUAAUCUGAUUGAGGUUGGUGGAUUUCACGUUAAUCGUAAAGUAAACCCAUUGCCAGAGGACAUUAAAACGUUCAUCGAACAGUCGGAACACGGUGUGAUAUAUUUCUCGAUGGGAUCCAACCUAAAGCCGUCGAAAAUGGACCGGCAAAAGCGUGCCGAUGUUAUACGCGUUCUUUCGGGUCUGAAGCAGAACAUCAUCUGGAAGUGGGACGACGAUACGCUCGUGCUGGAUAAGAAGAAGUUCCUGCUCGGCAAAUGGUUCCCGCAGGAUGACAUCCUUGCCCAUCCGAACGUAAAGCUGUUCAUCACGCACGGCGGUCUGCUCAGCUGUACCGAAUCGAUCCACCACGGUGUACCGAUCGUGGGCAUUCCAAUCUUUGGCGAUCAGCUGCUAAACAUGGCACGGGCAGAACAGUCCGGCUGGGGUGUGGGAGUGGCCUACACGAAGCUGAACGAACAGACGUUCAGUAAAGCGAUCAACGAUGUGCUGGGUGAUGAGAGCUAUGCAGCAAACGUGAAAACAAUCUCCCGAAGGCUCCGCGAUCAACCACUCGCCCCCAUGGAUACGGCCAAAUUCUGGGUCGAGUACGUUCUCCGGCACGAUGGCGCGAAACAUCUUAUCUCCUCCGCGCAAGAUCUUAACUUCGUGCAGUACAACAAUUUGGACGUGUACCUGUUUAUAGCCGCAGUUGUUGUAACGAUUCUGCUGCUGAUUAGGUUAAGCGUUAAGAAGCUGUUCAACGCUCUACUGCGAAAAAAGAGUAAGCCAUUAGGUGCCAAAAAGAAAAAUUAAGGACCACUCGCACAACAUCGGACCAGCAAAAGGUGUGUCGGUGAAUUUUCGAAAAUUGAUCCACCGAACAGCCACUUGUUAAAAGAACAUGUUUACUACUUCCCGGGAAAAACGUUGUUUUGCCAUUUGAUGUUUGACAUUUUCGAUGUUGAAUCGAAAAUGUUUCACCCAAAAGAAACAUCGACAAACAAAAAGCAAAUAAACCAAAACAGAUGCUACUCACGGUGGAAGGUGGAAUCGAUACGUACAACUUGUAGGUGAAUUUGGACAAAAUGCCUACCACGCAAACAGAGCAAGUACGGUAGCAUAGUUUAUAAUAAAUUUGUUUUUACCUUAAAUUCAA